Messenger RNA from Labrus bergylta (ballan wrasse), 1508 nucleotides. Lineage: Eukaryota; Metazoa; Chordata; Actinopteri; Labriformes; Labridae. The record is from RefSeq and is a predicted model, not a curated record.
AUGCACCUUAUCCAGGUGUUGGCAGCCGAGUGCUUUACGACGGGGCAGGACUGGAAUUUUGAUCCAGUUCCAGUCGGUCCAGCUGUGAGCGAGCCUUCUGCACAUCUGUAUCAUCAGGAUGAAGAUGAGACAGCUCCGAGCUCUGAGUGGCUUCCUACUGCUCAGCCUGGUCGUCGUCGGCAACGCCCGGCCCAAAGCAGGUCCGGAGCAAAAUGUAAAUCUGGUCCGGUGGAUCUGGUCUUCCUCAUCGACAGCUCUCGCAGCGUCAGACCUCACGAGUUUGAGACCAUGAGGAAGUUCAUGAUCGACAUCCUCGCCACCCUCGACAUCGGACUCAACACCACCAGAGUGGGCGUGGUUCAGUACUCCAGCCAGGUCCGCAGUGAGUUCUCUCUGAAGACCCACGCCACUCUGGACUCCAUGGUCAAAGGCAUCAAUCAGAUCAUCCCGCUCGCUCAGGGCACCAUGACCGGACUCGCCAUCAAAUACGUCAUGAACGCGGCUUUCAUUGCCGAGGAGGGAGACCGGCCGAAGGUCCCUAACGUGGUCGUGAUUGUGACCGAUGGACGUCCUCAGGACCGCGUGGCCGAGGUGGCGGCCGAGGCCAGAGAGAAGGGCAUCGAGAUCUACGCCGUGGGUGUGGCAAGAGCUGACAUGACAUCACUGAGGGCCAUGGCGUCCCCGCCGUUCGAAGACCACGUCUUCCUGGUGGAGUCCUUCGACCUCAUUCACCAGUUUGGACUUCAGUUCCAGGACAAGCUCUGCGGAAUGGAUCUGUGUCUGGAGUCGGAUCACGGCUGUGAGCACAUCUGUGAGAGCUCGCCGGGCUCCUUCCACUGCCUCUGUCUGCCCGGAUACACCCUGAACAACGACGGCAAGACCUGUGCAGCCAUAGAUCUGUGUGCUGAGGGGAAACACGACUGUGAGCAGGUGUGUGUCAGCUCACCUGGUUCGUUCACCUGCGACUGCAACAAAGGAUACAAACUGAACGACGACAAGAAGACCUGCACAAUGAUCGACUUCUGUUCCUAUGGAAACCACAGUUGUGAUCAUGAGUGUGUGAGUGUGCUCAACGGCUAUCACUGCCGCUGUAACCACGGCUACCGGCUGCUGGAUGACGGCAAGACCUGCCAGGCCAUCGACCUGUGCGCUGAGGGGAAACAUGACUGUGAACAGAUCUGUGUCAGCGCUCCGGGCGUCUUCAGCUGCGACUGCAACGAAGGAUACACACUCAACAAAGACAAAAAAACCUGCGCACCCAUCGACCUGUGCGCUGAGGGGAAACAUGACUGUGAACAGAUCUGUGUCAGCGCUCCGGGCGUCUUCAGCUGCGACUGCAACAAAGGAUUCAAACUCAACAAAGACAAAAAGACGUGCACAAACAUGGACCUGUGUAACACGGUGGAGCACGGCUGUGAGCACCAGUGUGUGAGCACUCCAGGAUCGUACUACUGCGUCUGUCCUGAGGGACGACUGCUGCAGGACGACGGCAAGAGCUGUGGCAGUAA